This is a messenger RNA of Ilex paraguariensis (yerba mate), 628 nucleotides long. NCBI's taxonomy places the organism in Eukaryota, Viridiplantae, Streptophyta, Magnoliopsida, Aquifoliales, Aquifoliaceae. The record is from the annotation of a GenBank genome assembly.
AUGGUGCUUGUUCAAGCUUUGGCUUUCAUUGUUGUUGUGUUGAUAUUAUUUAGAGGUGGUCACAAGGUUGAAGAACUCAUCUCUAAAGCGCGUCUACAUCUCGCUUUUGCACACCUGAUUGCCAAAGGAAAUAUAUUUGUUAUUGUUGCUCUUUCUGCAAUGUCUAUCAUUGUGAUAUCUGGUUUUAAAUUUGCUGCAACUUUCCAAGAUUCCGUGGCCAUUGCUCGUUGGGUGAUGCUUCAAUCAAUCCUCGCUGCGUUUAUUCUCUUCCUCAACGGCGUGUUUGUGGUGACAAUUAUAACCAUUUUUCCUGUCCUUCCUGCAGUUUUUGCCAUGGAAAAUAGACUAAGCAGCAAUACUGGGUGGACAACUUUUUAUAAUUCUAUUGUGUUAUGAUCCAACGUUGUAGCAGAUUUUGUGUGUUACAACUUUGUAGCGGAUUAUUCUUCUUCUUCCUGCAUUUUUUGUGUUACGACUUUGUUUAACUUAUACUAUUUUAUCAACUACCAAUUUAUUUCGAGUCCCAAAAGUUUGUGGGUAUAUUGGCUAUUGAUUGUGUUUGUAUGGUAUUGCAGUGAAUAUUUUAGCUUUGGGAUUAGCAAAUCUGAUUGGAGGACUUUUUUGUCAU